Messenger RNA from Andrographis paniculata, 2163 nucleotides. Its product is annotated as xylan O-acetyltransferase 1. The record is from RefSeq and is a predicted model, not a curated record. Gene Ontology annotation, cellular component: Golgi apparatus. NCBI's taxonomy places the organism in Eukaryota, Viridiplantae, Streptophyta, Magnoliopsida, Lamiales, Acanthaceae. The coding region runs from base 384 to 1886 and encodes 500 amino acids. The transcript has 4 exons. Gene Ontology annotation, molecular function: O-acetyltransferase activity.
AGAAAAAAGAGUGGCCGAAGAAGAAGAAGAAGAAGAAGAAGAAGAUCGCAGGCAGGCAGAGUAGUUAGAAGCAGUUGGCGAUGAAGCAAAGACGACAACGACAACCCUCCCUCCGCCAUUAACCUAAUCGAUUCCUUUCACCUUCACCAAUUCCCGACGACGACAGUGUCCGCUCACCAAAUCUCACCUCACUUCUCUCUCUCUCUCUCUCCCUCCCUCAACUAAUUCUUUACAUAAUUUAAUUGAUCGAUUCUCUCUACUCUCGAUUACAAAUUAAUGUAGGUGCUGCUGUUGUUCUUGAUCGAUCUCAUUCAUUCUCUGAUAAAAUUCUGUGUAUUUUCUCUUCUGUUUUGUUCUGAUCCUCCAAAAUUUCAAUUCACGUGAUGCAGCCGCCGUUGCUCCGCCGCAAGUUCUCGCCGGCGCUGAUGAAGCCGCCGCGGAAGGGCGGCAACCUCUCCGUGUUCGUGGUGGUGUUCUCGGUCUUCGUCUUCGGCUGCUUUAUGUACAACGAAGACGUCAAAUCCCUCGCCGAAUUCCCAUUCUCCCGCCCCAGCAAAGACCACGCCAUUCACCAGAACGACCCCGCCGCCAAAACGACGACGUUUUCAGUUGUAAUGAAUGCAAGAACCGUCGUCGAAACCGAAGUCGCCACCGCCGCCGACGACUGGAAACAGGAAAGCGCCGCCGCCGUCAGCCUGAAACCGAACCCGCAGGAGAAUGACAAGGAGAAGGAGCAGAAUAAUAAUAAUAAUGUUAAUAAUAAGGUCGUGGAAGAAGAGGAGGAGGAGGAGGACGAUGAGGACGUGGAAAUCCCGCCGGAGGAGUGCGAUCUGUUCGCCGGCGAGUGGGUGUUGGACAAUUUAACGCAUCCGAUAUACAGGGAGGAUGAGUGCGAAUUCCUGACGGCGCAGGUGACGUGUCUGCGCAACGGCCGGAAAGAUUCUUUGUAUCAGAACUGGCGAUGGCAGCCUCGACAGUGUUCAUUACCCAAAUUCAAGGCCCGACUGCUGCUGGAGAAGCUUCGGAACAAGAGGCUGAUGUUCGUGGGGGACUCGCUGAACCGGAACCAGUGGGAGUCGAUGGUGUGCCUGGUGCAGUCGGCAGUCCCGCCGGGGAAGAAGUCGCUGAACAAGACCGGUUCUUUGUCUGUCUUCAGGCUCCAGGACUAUAAUGCCACGGUGGAGUUCUACUGGGCUCCAUUCCUGGUGGAGUCCAACUCGGACGACCCGAACAUGCACAGCAUCCUGAACCGGAUCAUCAUGCCCGGCUCCAUCAAGAAGCACGGCCGCAACUGGAAGGGCGUCGACUACCUCGUCUUCAACACCUACAUCUGGUGGAUGAACACCUUCUCCAUCAAAGUCCUCCGCGGAUCCUUCGACAAAGGCUCCACCGAGUUCGAGGAGGUCGACCGCCCCGUGGCCUACGCCCGCGUCCUCCGGACCUGGGCCAAAUGGAUCGACAAGAACAUCGACCCCAAGCGGACACAGGUGUUCUUCAUGAGCAUGUCCCCCCUCCACAUCAAGAGCCUCGACUGGAACAACCCCGACGGCAUCAAGUGCGCCAGGGAGACGGAGCCCAUCCUCAACACCUCCAUGCCGCUCAACGUCGGGACGGACCGCCGCCUCUUCGCCAGCGCCGCCAACACGACCCAGCGGGGCAUGAGAGUCCCCGUCUACUUCCUCAACAUCACCAGCCUGUCCGAGUACCGCAAGGAUGCGCACACCUCCGUGCACACCAUCCGCCAGGGCAAGAUGCUCACGCCCGACCAGCAGGCCGAUCCGGCCACGUACGCCGACUGCAUCCACUGGUGCCUCCCCGGCCUGCCCGACACCUGGAACGAGUUCCUCUACACACGCAUCAUAUCUCCAUCUCCAUCUUCAUCUUGAUAGAGUUGAAGAAGAAGAUGAAAUUUUUGCAUCAUAUAUAGAUAUCUGGUCGGUCGGUCAUGGGAGGAUUUUUUUCUUUUCUUUUCUGACAUUGCUGCACGAAAAGAACAGUUUGAUUAAUUCAGAAUGGCAAGAGGAAGAAUGCCAUUGAUGGAUUGGGUGAGGUGUCAAUUGUAAAAUGGAUUUUACUCUCAUAAGAAAAUAAUGUCAAAAGUCAAAUUUGUAGAGCCCGAUUGAUUCAAUGCAAGUUGAAAAUAGUAUUUCAAUUUUCUCAAUA